AAGAGAGGGAGGGAGCCGGGGAGGGAAGAGAGGGAGAGAGAGAGAGCGGCGCGGAGGUUGAGAGAGGCCCGGAGAGAUAAAGCCGGAGGGCAGAAAUUAUUAGGGGGCGCGGGACGAGAGGAGGGGCCAGGGGAGCGAGCCCGCGGCUAGAGAGGCAAGCGAGUGUGCGCCUUGUGUGCAAGGGCGGGAGGGAGAAGAGAGAGCCAGCGGCGGCCCGGCUUGCGCCGACUCGGGCCCAGCGGCGGGCGGACAGCAUGCUGAGCUUCCUCAUCUGGAUCCCCACUCUCUUCAACACUUUCUCACAAGCAGGGCUUUAGGAAUGACUCUGGAGAACCGUAGCACAUGUCUAAUGACCUGCCAAUCAAGCCUGCUCCCCAAGAAGCCCAGGUUUCUGAGUCAGAAGAUGUGGGCUCCACACUUAGUCGUUGCUUAUCUUAUCUUUGUGACUUUGGCUUUGGCGUUGCCUGGGACCCAGACUCGCUUCAGCCAGGAGCCAGCUGAUCAGACCGUGGUAGCCGGACACCGGGCAGUGCUCCCGUGCGUGCUCCUCAACUACUCUGGGAUCGUACAAUGGACCAAGGACGGGCUGGCUCUGGGUAUGGGCCAGGGCCUCAAAGCCUGGCCACGGUACCGAGUCGUGGGCUCUGCGGAUGCUGGGCAAUACAACUUGGAGAUCACGGAUGCCGAGCUGUCUGAUGACGCUUCCUAUGAGUGCCAGGCCACGGAGGCUGCCCUGCGCUCUCGGCGGGCCAAACUCACCGUGCUCAUUCCUCCAGAGGACACAAGGAUUGAUGGGGGCCCGGUGAUUCUGCUGCAAGCAGGCACCCCCUACAACCUCACAUGCCGAGCAUUUAAUGCCAAGCCUGCUGCCACCAUCAUUUGGUUCCGGGAUGGGACACAGCAGGAGGGGGCUGUGACUAGCACGGAGCUGCUGAAGGAUGGGAAAAGGGAGACUACAAUCAGCCAGCUACUCAUUCAGCCCACAGACCUAGACAUCGGCCGCGUAUUCACCUGUCGCAGCAUGAAUGAGGCCAUCCCCAAUGGCAAGGAGACGUCCAUUGAGCUGGAUGUACACCACCCUCCUACAGUGACUCUGUCCAUUGAGCCCCAGACAGUGCUGGAGGGCGAGCGCGUCAUCUUUACGUGCCAGGCCACAGCCAACCCGGAGAUCCUGGGCUACAGGUGGGCCAAAGGGGGGUUCCUGAUUGAAGACGCCCAUGAGAGUCGCUAUGAGACAAAUGUUGAUUAUUCCUUCUUCACGGAGCCCGUGUCUUGUGAGGUUUAUAACAAAGUCGGGAGCACCAAUGUCAGCACUUUAGUGAACGUUCACUUUGCCCCCCGGAUUGUAGUUUACCCAAAGCCCACAACCACAGACAUUGGAUCUGAUGUGACCCUCACUUGUGUCUGGGUUGGGAAUCCCCCCCUCACCCUCACCUGGACCAAGAAGGAUUCAAACAUGGGGCCCAGGCUUCCUGGCUCCCCACCCGAGGCUAAUCUCUCUGCCCAGGUCCUGAGUAACAGCAAUCAACUGUUGCUGAAGUCAGUGACCCAGGCAGAUGCUGGCACCUAUACCUGCCGUGCCAUAGUGCCUCGAAUCGGAGUGGCUGAGCGAGAGGUACCCCUUUAUGUGAAUGGACCCCCUAUCAUCUCCAGCGAGGCGGUGCAGUUUGCUGUGAGAGGGGAUGGCGGUAAGGUGGAGUGCUUCAUCGGGAGUACCCCCCCUCCGGAUCGAAUUGCAUGGGCUUGGAAGGAGAACUUCCUAGAGGUGGGGACACUGGAACGAUACACUGUGGAGAGGACAAACUCAGGCAGUGGUGUGCUGUCCACUCUCACCAUCAAUAACGUCAUGGAGGCCGACUUCCAGACCCACUACAACUGCACUGCCUGGAACAGCUUUGGACCAGGCACAGCCAUCAUCCAGCUGGAGGAGCGAGAGGUGUUACCUGUGGGCAUCAUCGCUGGGGCCACCAUCGGUGCUGGCAUCCUGCUCGUCUUCUCUUUUGCUGCCUUAGUGUUCUUUCUCUACCGACGUCGCAAAGGCAGUCGAAAGGAUGUGACGUUGAGGAAGCUGGACAUCAAGGUAGAGACAGUGAAUCGGGAGCCACUUACAAUGCACUCUGACCGGGAGGAUGAUACCACCAGCAUUUCCACGGCAACUCGGGUCAUGAAAGCCAUCUACUCGUCCUUUAAGGAUGAUGUGGAUCUGAAACAGGACCUGCACUGUGACACCAUCGAGACCCGGGAAGAGUAUGAGAUGAAGGAUCCAACCAAUGGUUAUUACAACGUGCGUGCCCACGAAGAUCGCCCAUCUUCCAGGGCGGUGCUAUAUGCUGACUACCGUGCCCCUGGCCCUACUCGUUUUGAUGGGCGCCCAUCAUCCCGCCUCUCCCACUCCAGUGGUUAUGCCCAGCUGAAUACAUACAGCCGAGCCCCCGCCUCUGACUAUGGCACAGAGCCGACACCCUCUGGCCCUUCUGCUCCAGGUGGCACCGAUACAACCAGCCAGCUGUCCUACGAGAACUAUGAGAAGUUCAACUCCCACCCCUUUCCCGGGGCAGCUGGGUAUCCUACCUACCGUCUAGGCUACCCCCAGGCCCCACCCUCUGGCCUGGAGAGGACCCCCUAUGAAGCCUAUGACCCUAUUGGCAAGUAUGCCACCGCCACUCGGUUCUCCUACACCUCUCAACACUCAGACUACGGCCAGCGAUUCCAGCAGCGCAUGCAGACUCACGUGUAGAGGCUGGAGUCUGGCUGGGGUAUCUCUGCGGGGCAGAGGAGAUGGCUUCCCAGCAUUCCCUGACAUUCAGGGACAUUGCUCGUUGCUCCUUUCGUGGACCCAGCCUUUCUCCUCCUGGCCAUCACAAAUAAGGAGCAGGUCUCCCAGUAACACCCCAUCCCAAGGAUGGUGCUCUGCGCAUGCCCCAGUCUCCCGGGCCAGCCCUUUCCUCUUCUUCAGGAGGAUAUCUCUUCUGACCUUUGUUCUGCCUGACCCAAGCAUGGGGAAAGGAGAGGGGAGGUUGGGGGAGGGGAGGAGAGAGGAGAGGAGCACAGUCUGUCAUUUCCUUCUGUCCUGCUUCUCUGAGCUCCCGUAGGUGGUCAUGGAGAUAUGCCGAGGUGGGCAGGCCGCUGGAACGUAGGAGAGCGCACCAGUCCCGGUCUUGAUUUCUUGAUACCUUGUGUUCAUCUUUCCCAUCUCAGGGGAUUACAGAUGAAACAAUGAGUUCAAAUCCAGCCCUUGGUCAGCUGGGGUCAAAAUACCAGUCACUCUGGCUGCUACUGUGGCUCUCUGUCUGAGUGAAGAGGGCUUCAAAAAAUCCCCAAGAUCACUGAUUCCUUUCUUCUCAGCUUUGUGCUGGACCAGCCAAGAUGUGUCCUGGAUGUGAGCAAGUCGCGGUCAGGACUAAGUCCUGGUUGACAGGCAAGGGUCCACUGUGUAGUGCAUGGCAGUUUCCAGGUCCAGCACUAGUGGGAGCCACGCAAGUUUCCUUCUUCUAAACGGUAUUGGGCCCCACUUCUUGGUGUUGACUCUUGAGCCUUGGUAGAGCAGAGGCUACUUUUCAUGGGGCUGUCUUUCAAAAGCAAUAAAACCUCCUUUGGAAUGAGAAGUUGUAGGGUUUCCCCGCUAUACGCAAGUCCCUAUGGAAAGGAAAGGGGCGCCCGCCCUCCAGCAGGCUCCUAACACCUCGUAUUGCUCUAGCUGAGUCUCUGAGCACUUUGAUUCUAGUACAUACGAUCUGGAUGGUGAGACCUGCCUUCUGGUGGAUUCUGAUAGAGCGCAGCAGUGUCCCGAGCCUCAGGCUCUACUAUCCUACCUGGUCUAACUACUCACCGUAGCUAGAAACUGCCUUGCAGAUGGCGUGGUAGGGGCUUUAUCCAGACAAAUUUUGGUUUCGUCUCCUCCUCACCGGCCCCCAUCCCACCCAAUCAGAUUCCUUCUUUCAUUUUCAGUGCCUUGAGUGUCAGGUUUGUGAUGAUGUCCCUGUGUGGGGAGCAGGGACCUUGUGAAUCUCAGCUUGUCCCAUGUUAGCAUCCAGGGAGACACAAAUGAAGAGGAUGGAAGGGAAAGGGGGCCGGGAAAUGGCUGCCGGAAAAUUCUUACCGGCCUAGAUGGUGAUCCUAGUGCAGAAGAACACACCAGGCACUGAAUUCCAUAGGCCAUGUUGUCUUUCCCACACAUUCUGCACACAUGAGUGCCCACACAUUCCAUGCCACGUCUCAUCUACCACCUUCUGACCAAAGAGAACCUGUAACUAGUGUUUCAGCCUCACCUUCCCAAGAAACCAACUGCCCAACAGGAUUCUUCCAUCCACAGUCCCGAUGAGGCCUGCCUGACAGGAGGAAGUAUUCCCAGAAUACUCCUGGCUUCUUCUCAUUGGUCACCAUUCGUUAGUCAUGUUUACUUUAAUGAGUUACCUGUUCAUCAGGCCCGUUCCAUCACUAACCCUCUAGAUGGGUCUGUAGGGUGACAUUCCCUGCCAUCUCCUUUCCGAUAAGGACCAGGUAAUGUCCAGGAAUCAAGGAGAGCCGUUUGCAGCCUGGCUGGCAGGCAGGCAGCUGCUGCGUCCUCUUCUCCAGUGAGUGCGUCCACACAGAGCGGCCCUUCCUGCAGCAGUGACAGACUCAUAGCUGUAUUCCGGUUCAGAAGACUCUCGCUUUCACGAGAGCUCAGGGAGGCAGUGUAGGUUCUAGUGAGUAUGGAUUUGUGCAGGUUUUCAGUUUCACUCGCACCCGAAGCCGUGGGCGAUCAAACAUCCUGUAUAGACUUUUGAAGUCUAAAUAGAGUGACAUUUUAAACAGCAAUACUCCCUAAAGUAGUCAUCUUGUUUGGGGUUUGGCUUGACUAUCUUAUUUCUCUCUGAUUUAAGUAGUAGGUCCCUCCUAUGGAAACCAGAGCAUCACUAAGGAAAACUGUGGGAGUCAAGCAUCAUGCAAGGGACGGGAAGCAGCAACAGACCCCUGCCCCUCACAUUCCGCCAUCAGAAUCAGAGGUGGGCCCUGCUGAGUGACUGGCGUUGCUUGUCAUGGGAAUUGAAAGUCUCUUAAUCACGGGGCUCUUCCGUCUGAAGCUGGAGUCUUCCAGCUUGUUGGGACUUUGAGUCUAGGCACCCUGAGUGUAUCGCUCUAGUUGAAGAAAUAACGAUCCAAGAGUCAAGCGGUCCAGGAUUCCGUCCGCAGCCGCCAUUUGCUGAGUACCUGAUGGUACCUCCUUUUCCUCGCUUCUAUCUUCCGGUCUUUGCCUAGAGCUGCUUGUUCUCUGUUGGCUCAUCUGAGGGGCAGAUUGCCCAUCCCUCAGGAACAGUAAGCAGUCGGGGUGAAGGUUGGGGCAGGAGAGUCACUGCCUGCUAGAAGGAGCUUUAACCACCAACCUUUUGAUCUUGUCUGUCACCCUAACCCUGAGUGAAAUGAAGCUAUUGUGUUGCUCUCCUGUUAGAUUCAGUAGGCUGCUGUGAUCAUGGUAGGGCUCAGUUAUGGAUGCAGACCUGGGGAGACAGUCUUUCACUUCAGUCUUCAGGAACGGUCAUCGUGCUAAAGACCACUCUCCUUGUUCACCAAGCAAGGUGAAGCCUACAGUCCCCGCAGUCUUGAACCAGAAGGCAGGAGUGAGCAGUUGACCCCUUCCUGUAGACUGAAAGGGAUGGCGUUAGAGGGAAGAAGGGGGUUAGUGGUUCUGACAUAAACUGCAUAUGCAAUAACUUCUUGUGGCUAUGGAUAAACCUGGCCCUUUGUAGAGAUCCUGGCCUGCUUGCUGGAUCCUGGUGCCCACCCUACCCCACCACUGCCAAAGUCUAACAGACUAUGCAUGGAGCGGGAAAGAGAGAGGAAAGCUGGUAGGAAUGGGGCAAUGCUCAGCUCUCACCAAUGUCUGGGUCAAAAUGAGGAAGAUGAGCUCGACUAACAAGAUUCUGGGUGACACAAGGCUUGUCAACCUGUGUCUUGCCCCCUUGUGCUCUGUCAGGAGCCACAGCUCCUGGGCUCCUUAAGGUGGAAUUGGGUGACCGGUGAAUACUUGGCCCCCUACAUAGCAAUGUUAGGCAAUCGGGAUUUAUAGAAACUCAUGUUAAAGCCAAAGACCGUGUUUGGACAUGUAAAGUCUGCUGGCUUAGUCACUGCCUCAUCCUGCUGUGUGAGCAGUUCUGUCCCUAUGGGUGAAUUACAUGACAUCCCAAGGCCACUGCAGGCUCAAGACACCUGAUUUCUCUGCUAUUCCAUUUCUGUGGAAUCUAAGCCCAAGCUCUAUCUAUACCCAUCGAGCCUAGCACUGAUGGUAGAACCCUGGGGACACAGACCUCAAGACUCCACUGGCAAUGUAUUGACUGUUAUGAAAGGACUCUAAAGCUGUCACCUAAAACACAACAUUCCCUUCUCCCUGUGAUUUUUUUCCCCCUCCUCUCCUGAAGACAGUGCAUUCUGACCAGCGCUGUCUAACCUUCCUCAGCUUGCUGCUGACACCACCCGUGUGGGGCUGUAGAGAGGGCUGAGGUCUGUGGCUUGUUAUAUGGAUUUGAGAGGAGGGUGCAGCAUUUAGCUUUCCUGCAUCACUGUGAGGGAGCCGCAGGUUCCUUUCCCAGAGGAAAAUAAUCGUUGCCCAGAAGACAGAGGCCAUACUAGGAAGUCCUGGUGCAAACCUGCUCUCAACGAAAGUAAUAAUUUUGUAUGCACAGAACUCCCUUACCAGUCCUAGUACCACAUCUUAGGUUUUUAACGUCCACAACCACUGGCCUUUGUGAACUAGUGGCCGGGAUCUUCCGUUGGUUUCAGGAGCAGUCCAUCAUCCCUGGGAACACCAGGACUGGAGGGAGCAGGGGGCGGCGGGCAGAGGGGAGCAUUCAGUUUGCUGACACCAUCAAAUACAUAGGCUUCUUAGCAAAGAUGAUGCACAAGGCCGUGCUGCCUCCACUUUUAACUGCUGACCCCAGUCCUUCCUGGGGUUCCUAUCUCCAUCCUGACGCUGGUUGAAUCUUCUCUACCAAAAUCCUCCUCGUAAAAGGAUCCAUGAUGACAACUAAGAGGAAAAGAAGUAUUUUUGUUAGGAUGAACCAUCAUAGAUUUUUAGCGAUGUGUAUCUGUGUGUCCUUUACGCCUUUUCCUAUUCUGACAUUUUUUCCCCUUUUUUUUUAAAAAAAAAAUAUUGUGUACUAUAUUUUUAGUCUCAAACACACACUAUAUAUUAUAUAUUUAAUUUUAUAUAUAUAUAAAUAUAAAUGUUUUAAAAAGUA
Molecule: messenger RNA, 7217 nt
Organism: Rattus norvegicus (Norway rat)
Lineage: Eukaryota; Metazoa; Chordata; Mammalia; Rodentia; Muridae
Gene: Kirrel1
Product: kirre like nephrin family adhesion molecule 1
Biological process (GO): cell-cell junction maintenance; glomerular filtration
Cellular component (GO): plasma membrane; dendritic shaft; perinuclear region of cytoplasm
Molecular function (GO): myosin binding
Source: RefSeq, a predicted model, not a curated record